Molecule: messenger RNA, 4983 nt
Organism: Vespa crabro (European hornet)
Lineage: Eukaryota; Metazoa; Arthropoda; Insecta; Hymenoptera; Vespidae
Gene: lqfR
Product: clathrin interactor 1
Exons: 8
Coding region: 414-4715 (1433 amino acids)
Biological process (GO): endocytosis; telomere maintenance via telomerase; protein stabilization
Cellular component (GO): endosome; clathrin vesicle coat; cytosol
Molecular function (GO): phospholipid binding; clathrin binding; telomeric repeat DNA binding
Source: RefSeq, a predicted model, not a curated record
UGAGCAGCGUGAAGAUAGCUGCAAAAGGAUAGACACGCGUUACACGCAGCUGUAUCCGACGAUUCAACAUCUGAUGCGAUUCGGAUCUUCCUAAGAAGGCGACUACUUUUUUUUUUAUUCCAUCUCGUAGUAACGAAGAUUGGAAGUUGAUCGGUUGUUUGACCGAGGAAGGACAUUACAUGUCGUACACGUUCGACGAUUUUCGACGUCCACCAUCGAUGUAAAAAACAUCUGCGCUCAUUGGAACGUGGAAGGGAGAAUAUGGCCACCGCCUGGUGACGUUCCUUCGUUCGCUGAGAUAUCAAAUGCUUGGAAAAACAUCUGGUGCACCUUAUCGCUACCUUUAACAAUAAUUUCUCGUUCGACGAUCGAACACAAUAUUCUUUUCUGUGAAUAGUGCAACGAAUGUUAUAAUGAACAUGUGGAAAGUGCGGGAGUUUAUGGAUAAGGCGACUAAUGUGGUAAUGAACUAUACCGAAACUGAAGCCAAAGUACGAGAAGCAACAAACGAUGAUGCGUGGGGACCUACUGGUGCAAUGAUGCAAGAACUGGCUCAGGCAACAUUCACGUACGAACAAUUCCCCGAUGUAAUGUCCAUGUUGUGGAAAAGGAUGUUGCAAGAAAAUAAACGAAAUUGGCGUCGAACAUACAAGUCCUUACUUCUCUUGAAUUAUUUGGUACGUAAUGGAUCCGAACGAGUCGUAACAUCCUCCAGAGAACAUAUCUAUGAUCUGCGAUCAUUAGAGAACUACACCUGCAUCGAUGAAUUUGGAAAGGAUCAAGGAAUAAAUAUCAGGCAUAAAGUUCGAGAAUUAAUCGAUUUUAUUCAGGACGAUGACAAAUUAAAGGAAGAACGUAAGAAGGCGAAGAAAAACAAAGAUAAAUAUGUUGGCUUAUCGAGCGAGGCAAUGGGUAUGAGAUUUGGGGGUGGAGAUAGGUGGACGGAAAGUCCUAAAUGGAACAAAUCUAGUACAGAUAAUUACAAUGAUUGGGAUAGAGAUAAUCGUGGAAAAGGUUUUGAAGAUGCGAACAAUAGCGACGAUGGCGAAAGGGAAGAUUCGGACAAUGACACACAUGCUAGUCCAAAAAGAGGCAAUAGGGAAUAUAGGGAUACGAUGGAAAGUAUAGAUCGAAUUGGUAAAACCAUUUCGGGAUCCAUGUCCUCGGUGAAUGCAUCACCGGUGCGAACAACACGCAAUCUUAAAAAAGUAGAUUUAGGCGCAGCAGCGAAUUAUGGAAAAGAACAAUCCAAUGCAUUCUCUUCUCCAGCUAAUCAUCAGAAGAAUAAGAAUGACAUUUUAAAUGACAUCUUCGAUUCUCAAAAUGAUAAUAAUACAAAGUCGACCAUCGAUGAUGACGACUUCAAUCCGAGAGGAAAUAAUCAUUCGCAACCUGCAAAUCUUGAUUUUGGCGAUUUUGCCAGUGCAUUCGGUAGUCCUACCGUUAAAAUGAAAGAAAACGAUGAAUUCGCUGAUUUUACGUCAGCUUUUAGUUCUGGCGUUACCUCUCCUAAUAAUUCAUUGCACGCAUCGCAAAAUCAAUUAUCUUUUAUGGGAACCACGAUACCAAACACUAGCAAUACUACGACGAAUAAUCUAAAUAACACUAUGAUUUCUAAUGCUUCAGCAACUGGUUUUAAAAUGAUAAAUCCAAAUAGUAUUCAAAAAAAUAAUGUUGGUAAUAAUUUGUUCGAUUCUUUGCAACCACAAACACCCAAUAACGAAGCAGUAUUAAACAAUAAUACAGUAUCCUCGAAUACUGAUUUAUUGUCGGACCUUGGGAACUUCAAUUCUUUAUCAAUCGGAUUAGGGGAUAAAAGAGAAAAUAAUACCAACAACUCUAACUUGUUCAAUACCUCUGCUCCUGCUGUUUUGGGGGAUUUUGGAACAGCGUGCAGACAAGAAGAUAACAUCGAGUCAAGAGAGAAAAAUUCAGAAAAUGCUGCUAAUCGUCUUUUGGAAUCGCUAUGUUCCAUGGAGAGUAUUAAAUCUCAGAGUAGUCUGGAAAAAUUAAAGAUACAGAUUUCGGAUUAUAACAUAUUUUUACCUGGUCCAUUUACUCAUCAAAAAUAUAUUGAUCUAAAUUUUGAUCCGUUUCUUGAUCCUAUGUUACACGGAAGAAUUUUAGAAGAAAUUAUUGAUAAAUUUGAUCAUAAUUGGCCAUUACAGGGAACUAAUUUAGAUCCAGUAAUUAAACAAUUGAUCAUCAUCGAUGAUAUGUCAUUAGAGACAUUGUACGAAACACUCGUGGUAUUAACUCAAGCCUUAAAGCAAUCCACUGACGACAACAGAAAAGUAUAUAUAAUUUCAAUUAUUUUGGAAGAGCUGAUAAAAAGUGAUGCUUUAUUUUGCGCAAUAGUAAAUGCAUGUAAAAAUCGACAAGAGUCGACGAUAAAGCAAGAAGAAUUGAAACGAACUUGGAAAAGUACAAUACAGCUAUUAGUCUCUUUACCAAAUCGAGUUGCUAACAAAUUAAGAAAUAAAACGUUGGAUAUCUUUCUCCCACAAAUCUAUACAAAAAUUAUUAGCUUUCAUAUUGCUCGUGGAUUCUCCUUCGUUCAUGAUUGUAUGGAAAAGUGCGGCAUUCAAAUAAAUUUCAAUAUGUUUUCAAUGAUUAUUAGUAAAAUGGCAAUCGCAAUGAACUCGACGAACUUGAAUUGCUUAAUUGAUAUUUUGUCAACGUGGUGCUAUGAAGAUGACGAUAGAAGAAACUCAAUACAGACUAUACUCAGAGAAUUAGAUCGAGCAGCCAUUGAGCCAUUGGUUGUAUUAUUUUUAAAACAUUGCGAUAUUAAAAAUGGAGUACAUUGUAUUUUUGGAGACUUAAUAGAUGUAUCCAAUUGGAUGUACACAUUAACAACAAAGAUCCCAUUUAUGUCUUAUUAUGAAGAUGAAAGAGAGAAUUUUAUUAUUAACUUUAUAACAUACUUAUCGCAAUCUUCAAAAGAAAAUCGUAUUAUGAUAGACUUGUUAAUCAAACUCUUAGAUGUGUGGGGUGAUAAAAGUGCAUUAAAUCAUACUUCUAUAGAACAGCAUAAGUACAUUACAAAAUUGAUUAUUCUUGCCAUAACAGUAGUAAAAAAUAAUAUCAAAACUAACGACAAGGAAACUUGCCGAAAAUUAAUAUUUUUUGGAAUAUCAACGCAUUUGGAAAGUACGCAUAUUAUUCUGAGGGCGAUAGGUAUGCGUACUGGAGAAAUUGUUGUGAGAGCUCUAUCAGAAUCGGAUAAUAGUCCAAAACUGGAAUUUCAUUAUGACAGUAUGGGUGGAGAAAUUAUUGAAUUGGUAAAAUCAUUUGAUAUGCUAAUAGAAAAAAUACAAACAUUAGAUUCAGAACAAUCUUGCCAGAGUGAAGAAAAUUUAUAUUACGAUUAUAUUAUUUUCAAUUCAUUGGGCGAUAAGAAAGUUUUUGAUUUGGGUGUAGAGUGUAAUAUAUUAUCGUUGAAGUACAUCAAACAACUUGAGGAAAGUGAAGAGAAUGCGAUUGGAAAAGAAAAAGACUCAUUAAAUGUUUUUCGCAAAAAUAUUGAAGACAAAGGAUUUACUAGCAAAGAGAAUAUCGAGGAACAAUCGGAACUGGAUAGUGAUGAUGAUUUAAUCCCUUAUGAUAUAUCUAAUGAUACCAAAUUAUCUGAAAGAUUAAGACCUACAUAUUUGCGUGAUCUACGUGACAAUUUAACAGAUGAACGAAAAACAACGAAUGCCGAAGUUUUUGCCGAGUCAUUGGAAGUAUGUGAGGAAUUAAUAUUAUCUCAAUUACCGAAUGAUGAUGUAUCAUUUGGUUUAGAAUUAUUGAUGAUUCUCGUAAACCUCACAGAAUCCUCUUACGUAGAAGAUUUUGAAUUAUUAAUUUUUAAAUCCUGCGUGGCCAUCGUAACUGUAUAUCCCAAAGAAUCAGCGGAAUAUUUGUGUCGAGAAUUUUAUAGUGAAACAUGUAAAUAUUCCACGAGCCAACGUUUACUUUUCUUAGACAUAUUAGCGGAAUCAGCUAGAGGAUUAUCCAAGAUCAAUAUAUCAAAUGAUAAUUCUAAUAAGAAAGAGAUUGCGCGUACUACAAAAAUACCUACCAAAGGAAUAUCACUUCUUAUUGAUACUGAUAAAAAAUGCGAUAUUUUGUCUAGUGACGAUUUCGAUUAUUUUCAAAAUACAAAUACUGGAUCUAUCAAUUGGAGAGAAAUAGUUGAUAAAAGGAUUGAAUCAAAUACAAGAAGAUUUGCCCAUAAUGCAAAACCAACAAAAAUGUUAGCCAACAAAUUUGGAAACGUCGCAUCAUCUUUCUUUUUUCCCCUUCUGUAUGGUUAUGGGAAACAAGGGAAUUGUUUAUACAUUGGAUUAGAAUCAUAUUCCGAUCAAAGAAAUUCUUUAUUAGUACGAUUUCUUAAAACGUUAUCUACUAUAAUGGUAGCAGGACAAAAUUGUUUAAUUGCAUCAAAGAUGGGAAAGGAAAUAUUGGAAUUAACAUGGAGCUUAAGAUAUCAUGAACAAGCAAAAGUGAGAUUAGCUGUGAUAGAGAAUGUAGCAGCAGUUAUCGUUGCAGUACCUAAAGAAAGUAUAAUAAAUGAGUUAUUUGAACCUCUUAUGGAAGUAAGGCUUUGGCUUUUGAAUUUAACACAGAAUGUGAUUAAUGGAGAACACGAUAAAGACUGUAGAACAUUAGCUGGAAAUGUAUUAUCACUAAUUGAUUCCAUCAUCGGUUCAACAUUUGCCAACAAUUAAUUCCUGAUAGUAUAUAAGCAUUUAAUUCAUCUCAUUCAUCUGCUACAGAUUUGUAUAAUAAAAAAUAUCGGAAGAUAUAAAACACUUAAAAAUUGUAUUAUAAGUUUCUAAAUAUAUUUCUUCUAUGAUUUAACAUCGUGUAUAUAUUACAUUUUCCACGCUCGAAAAUUUAUUUAUAUAAUAUAUUAAUAUAGGAAAUAUCUGUCAGACAGGCGUAAAUAUAACUUUAUUUAUUAAUAUUAAUGCUAAAGAGACUUAACAGCAUGUG